CUCCAAACCCCUUACCCACCCUCAAACAGAGGAAAGGAUCUGAUUAUCCCCCACAUGGCCCCGACAUAAGUGUCACUGGGUGAAGACCAGUUCUCCCAUUGCAACUGACAUUUUGGAUGGGUUCUACGGUCUGCCUGCCACAGGACUUUGAGAAAUUUCCUGCACUCUGAGAGAUAAAGCCUCACAGAGACAACACAAGCUGCAAGGGUGACAUUCUCAGUAUAUGGCAAACAUUUUCAGUGUGGCUCAGCUUCACAGAAAAGCUUCACAGAAACAAGACAUUGUCAAGCUGCAAGGGUGACAUUCUCAGUGUACAAUGGAUUUGAAGACGUGCAUUCUCUUGCUCUGGACAUUUCCGUUAACGUUGGGGUUCCUGUUUGACGACGAUAAGCCUGCAGUUCCGCCCACACAGAGCACGGGACCGCAGCCCACCUGUAAGAUCCGGUGCACCGGUACGGAGGGCGGGGUGAGCCUGCCUAUCGUGGGGGAGAAGGGUGACCCAGGCCCAGCUGGAGAACCCGGGUCGCCUGGGGUCCCGGGUACACCCGGGCAGCCGGGUCCACCUGGGUUAACCGGGCAGAAGGGGUCAGCAGGGGGCCCCAGGGGGUUUCCUGGCCCUGUCGGCGCACCCGGAGUGAUUGGCCCGCCUGGCACAAGUGGCCCUCAAGGACCUCCUGGCCCGCCUGGCCCUCCGGGGCCAUCGUUACCAGCUGGCCCACGAGAGCCGUACGGAAGUCCGUAUUUUGACCAACCCGCCGGACCCGCCCGACCAGGCCCCCCUGGCCCACAAGGACCCCCCGGCCCCCCAGGAUUACCUGGUCUCUGCAAGGAAUGCACCUCCGUUACAACCGGUCGCUUCAAUCCCAGCGCUGCAGGUCCGGGACUACCCGGGCCACCUGGCCAACCCGGAGUCCCCGGCCCACCCGGUAUGCUGGGUGCUCCCGGCGUCCCGGGCGCAAAAGGAGACAAAGGAGCCCGCGGCGACCCAGGUCCCCCGGGCACACCCGGGUACACCCAGCCUGGCUCGCAGUCUGGCUACAGCAGCUACCCCGGGCCACCAGGACCCCCGGGUCAACCCGGGUCGCCGGGAACCCCAGGCCCGAUCGGCGCUCCCGGCAGCCCCGGUCCCAUCGGCGGCCCGGGCAUUCCCGGCAGCAAAGGCGAACAGGGGUGGAUCGGCCCAACCGGGUUACCCGGGCAGAUUGGGCCGCAGGGUCCCGCUGGCCCGCCGGGGCCGCCUGGACCUGGCCUCAGCGAGGAGGACAUCAAGCGGAUAUUCCCGCAGCGACGACGACCUGAGGUGACCCCAAAACCGGAUACUGUGCCAGUGGUGUUCUCAGCGGUGCACACUGGGAGCGGGCCCAGCGGACAGGAUAGGAUCAUCUUCGACAAAGUGCUUAUAAACACAGGAACAGAAAAACCUCGACCAAGAGGUCACCGGGGAACAGGAGGUUUUGAUGGCCACAGCUUCACGUCAGAGAAGCCCGGCAUCUACUUCUUCACGUUCCACGUUCUGUGCGAGCACCCGGAGAACCAGUACGAACCGGUCCAGCUGGUCAGAAACGGCGUCACCAUCGUGUCCCUGCAGCAGGGCAUGAACAUGUCUGGCCACGCCAUGACCAGCAACUCCCUGUACCUGCAGCUCAACCCCCGGGAUCGCGUCUGGCUCCGCGUCAAGGAGAAUGUCAAGAUACGGCCCAAUGCUACCUUCUCCGGAAUGCUCAUCCACACGCUACAAUAGUUAGGCAGAUAGAGCUAAGAGCA
Messenger RNA from Branchiostoma floridae (Florida lancelet), 1764 nucleotides. Its product is annotated as collagen alpha-1(X) chain-like. Lineage: Eukaryota; Metazoa; Chordata; Leptocardii; Amphioxiformes; Branchiostomatidae. The record is from RefSeq and is a predicted model, not a curated record. Gene Ontology annotation, molecular function: protein binding. The transcript has 5 exons. Bases 317 to 1741 code for a protein of 474 amino acids.